Molecule: messenger RNA, 765 nt
Organism: Fibroporia radiculosa
Lineage: Eukaryota; Fungi; Basidiomycota; Agaricomycetes; Polyporales; Fibroporiaceae
Exons: 4
Coding region: 1-765 (254 amino acids)
Biological process (GO): signal transduction
Cellular component (GO): cytoplasm
Source: RefSeq, a predicted model, not a curated record
AUGUCUCAAUCGCGUGAGGAUUCUGUCUAUCUCGCCAAGCUCGCUGAGCAGGCUGAGCGCUACGAAGAGAUGGUCGAGAACAUGAAGCGUGUCGCCUCAUCAGACCAGGAGCUCACCGUCGAGGAGCGCAACCUGCUUUCCGUUGCCUACAAGAAUGUCAUUGGUGCGCGACGUGCAUCAUGGCGGAUCGUCUCCUCCAUCGAGCAGAAGGAGGAGUCAAAGGGGAAUGAGGUCCAAGUCCAGAUGAUCAAGGGCUACCGGGAGAAGAUCGAGAGCGAACUUGCGAAGAUUUGCGAAGACAUCCUCGAUGUUCUCGACAAGCACCUCAUUCCUUCUGCAGCGUCUGGUGAAUCUAAAGUCUUUUAUCACAAGAUGAUGGGUGACUACCACCGUUACCUUGCUGAGUUCGCAACCGGUGACAAGCGCAAGGAUAGCGCGGACAAGUCGCUGGAGGCGUACAAAGCUGCGUCCGACGUUGCUGUCACUGAGCUUCCACCUACACACCCCAUCCGCCUUGGUCUUGCGCUGAACUUCUCCGUAUUCUACUACGAGAUCCUCAACAGUCCAGACCGGGCGUGUCAUUUGGCAAAGCAGGCUUUCGAUGAUGCUAUCGCCGAGCUUGACACGUUGUCAGAGGAGAGCUACAAGGACUCGACCCUCAUCAUGCAAUUGCUCCGUGACAACUUGACACUCUGGACAUCAGACAUGCAAGAAUCUGACAAACCUGUGGACAAGGAUGACGCCGAUGCCGCUGAUGAAUCGUAG